Hevea brasiliensis (rubber tree) is the source of this 2401-nucleotide messenger RNA. RefSeq names its product cleavage stimulating factor 64. Lineage: Eukaryota; Viridiplantae; Streptophyta; Magnoliopsida; Malpighiales; Euphorbiaceae. Gene Ontology annotation, biological process: mRNA 3'-end processing. The record is from RefSeq and is a predicted model, not a curated record. Gene Ontology annotation, molecular function: mRNA binding. The coding region runs from base 458 to 2143 and encodes 561 amino acids. The transcript has 10 exons. Gene Ontology annotation, cellular component: mRNA cleavage and polyadenylation specificity factor complex.
AUAAAUAAAUAAAAUUUCAUAUAAUUUAUUAACCAAAUAAAUUCCAAACAAGCUUAAGAAAAUCUUUGUUAGUUUGGAUGAACACUCAAACGCUAGAGAAACGUAAUAGAAAUAAGAAUCACAGAAUUGAAUUUCUUGAAUCCAUAAGCGAAGCUGCCUUUGUCUUUCCUUUCAACAUUCAUUCGCUGGGGAUUGAACAGAGAAUCUCCCAUUCUGCUUCUGCCUUCACAGCAGAAGACACGUAGAGAUUGAAUCCAGUCGUCCCUUCUCUCUUGCAUCCGCUGGAAGAAAACCAAUUUCUUCAAUUCAUUGACGGAAUUUGCACGCACAAGCUUCUAUAUAUUAAAUGAUGAAAUCUAUUAAUAUGGCACCCUUUUGAUUGCUAGAAGAAGAAGAGAUAUGUGAAGAAGGAAGAAGUGAAGCACUGCUUCACCUUCUUCUUCUCUUGUUAGAAUUCAUGGCUUUCUCUUCUCAGCAUCGCUGCGUUUUUGUUGGGAAUAUACCAUAUGAUGCUACUGAGGAACAGCUUAUGGAUAUCUGCAGAGAGGUUGGGCCUGUAGUGUCUUUCAGGUUAGUCAUUGAUAGAGAAACCGGAAAACCAAAGGGUUAUGGCUUCUGUGAAUAUAAGGAUGAAGAAACAGCUCUGAGUGCUCGUCGUAAUCUUCAGGGUUAUCAGAUCAAUGGCAGGCAAUUACGGGUUGAUUUUGCUGAAAAUGACAAAAAUGCUGACCGAAAUCGAGAGCAGGGUCGUGGGGGACCUGGACUGGCUGCGAGUGUUGACCCUCAGAAACAAGUAGGGGGCCCAGCAAUCCUCGGGGAAUCUGCACAGCAUCAGCCAAUUGGUCUCCAUAUAGCCAUAACUGCUGCAACUGUCAUGGCAGGAGCUUUAGGUGGUGCUCAGACAGGCAUGCUGGCCAAUCAAAAUGGUUUGCAGAGUCAGUCAGCAUUAGCCAGUGAUCCUUUAACUCUUCAUUUGGCCAAAAUGUCAAGGAGUCAAUUGAAUGAUAUCAUGUCGGAGCUGAAGGUCAUGGCAACGCAAAACAGGGAACUAGCUCGCCAGCUACUGCUUGCGAGACCACAGUUGCCAAAAGCUCUUUUUCAGGCACAGAUAAUGCUGGGAAUGGUGACCCCCCAAGUGUUGCAGACGCCAAAUAUUCGGCAGCCUCCAGGUCAAUCUGCACUUCAUUCCUUACAAAACACUCAGCAGGGUAAGCAGUCAGCAAUUCAAACUCUUACUGGGUUACCCCCCCUUGCACAGAGAACACACUCUGGCUUGGUGUCCAAACUGCAAGAGGGCCAAUUCUCUGCUAUGCCUCAAAACUCUUUGCUACAAAACCAAUUUUCUGCACUCCCACAAUCCAUGCAGCCUCGAACUCUGAUUCCACAACAUGCCAAUAGCAAUGUUCCUCAACAAGCCACAUUACCAGGCCAGUCUGGAGUUCCACCACUUCCUCCUGUACACCUCUCUGUUAGACCACAAAUUCAGGUGGCAAGUUUCUCUUCUUUAAACCAACAAGUACCACCUUCAUUGCUACAACACUCUGGACAACAGGUUGGAACUGCAAAUUUUGGGCAUACCUCUCAGUUGGUUCUUUCAAAUGCAUCAAUACAAUCAUCUGUUGUAUCUCGUCCUUCCCCAUCCAAUGCUGCAUUCCAGGCUGGCCCCCCAAUAUCAUCAGACAUUUCAGAUGCAGUUGGAAAUGGUACUGAUAGAUCUAUCCAUGCUCCUGAUGAUAUAGCUCUGGUCUGCAGAAGUAAUGCUUAUUUGAACACACAAAUAAAUGUGGUUAACGAUUCUAAAGAACCAAUUAAUCACCCUUCAAAGCUGCUAAAAUUGAAUGAUGGAAGGAGCAUGUCUAUCUCAUCGGGGGCUUUGUGUGUGCCCAAUUCCACUGUAUCUGGACCAUCCCAAGCUUUUACAGUCAGUUCAGUGCCUUCAAAUCCACUUCCUAAUCCAGAAGAGCUGCAACAAUCUGAAAAACAAGUUUCUCAAUCUCAGCUUCAUCCAGAUGUGGAGUCUGCAUUAUUGCAGCAAGUGCUGAACCUCACACCAGAGCAGUUGAAUUUAUUGCCACCAGAACAGCGACAAGAAGUUAUUCAGCUCCAACAAGCACUUAGGAGAGAUCAGACACAACCAUCAUAGCAGGCACGGGGUAACACAGAAACUCUCUGAUGCAUUCGUUGUUCAUCAUUGCAGGAUCCUUCCUUGGUGGAAGAAAAAUGCAUGCUAUUGAUUCAUCUAAUCCUCAAAGCGUGUAAAAUGAUAGUUCACAUGAUGUCCAGUUCUAAAAUGUGAAAUGCACAAGCAUUAUACCAUCCAUGUAACAUUGAUUAGCUUGUGAUUAGCAUACCUGAAAGAAUAAUUUAUUAGAAAAGAAAAGAAAUUUUGCAGCAUUUUUUU